AUGUUGCACCUGUUCUCGAAGCGCGACAGCAUUAGACAAUGCGCCAACAAGAUUCUCACGACAUCAUUACAGGGCCAAGAUGAGAACAUCGGUUCCUCGCAGGAGACCGAGGCCGUCUCCGCCUCCCGCCUCCUUUCCACGCUUGCGCCGGUCGCUGUCUACGCUGUCAUCUGGCUCGUCCUCUUCCUGAUCCUGCGUCGCGUCUUCGUGCGCAAUUACCAGGCCCGUUCCGUUCUCAAUACAUUGAAAGAGAGUGAAAGAUCGCCCCAAUUACCUCCGGGCCUGUUCAGCUGGAUCGCCGCCUUCGUCAAGAUCCCCGACAGCUAUGUUCUCACCCACCACUCUCUCGAUGGCUUCCUGUUCUUGCGCCUGCUCAAGAUGGCCGUCAUCUCCUGCUUUGUCGGCGCUGCCAUCUGCAUCCCCGUCCUGUUCCCGGUGAACAUUACGGGUGGCGGCAAGCAAGAGCAGCUGGACAUCCUUAACCUGUCCAAUGUCUCUGGUACCUACUGGCGUUACUUUGCUCACGCUGGGUGCGCCUAUCUCUUCUUUGGCUUCAUCAUGUUCAUGAUAACUCGCGAGAGUAUCUUCUACAUCAACCUCCGCCAAGCGUUCCUCAUGUCUCCUCUCUAUGCUAAGCGCCUCUCGUCCCGCACCGUUCUGUUCACCGCGGUCCCGGAGUACUACUUGCACGAGUCGAGGAUGCGCGAUCUUCUCGGAGACCACGUUAAGCGCGUCUGGCUUCCCACCGAUACCUCGGAGCUCGAGGAGAAGGUCCAAGAACGUGACAGUAUUGCCAUGAAGCUUGAGGGAGCUGAGACUAAGCUGUGCAAGCUCGUCAAUGCGGCUAAGCUCAAGGCCGAUAAGACAGGCAACGCUCGCGAGGAGGAGUUGACCGAGAUUAAUGGCCAAGGCAGCACCGAGUCUGGCUCUGUGGCUGCUCGCUGGAUCAGGGCCAAAGAUCGCCCAACGCACCGUCUGAAGCCCCUCAUUGGCAAGAAGGUCGACACGAUUGACUGGUCUCGUACGCAACUGGCGAAGCUGAUCCCGGAAAUCGAGAAGGAGCAGGCCAAGCACCGUGCUGCCGAUGCGAAGAAGAUCAGCUCUGUGUUUGUCGAGUUCGACAGCAUUUCCGAGGCCCAAGCCGCUUUCCAGAGUCUUACGCACCACCAAGCCCUGCACAUGGCUCCCCGCUACAUCGGCAUUACUCCCACCGAGGUCAUCUGGAGCAACUUGCGCAUCAAGUGGUGGGAGCGUGUUAUGCGUGUGCUUGCUACCACGGCUUUCGUCACUGCUCUGGUUGUCUUCUGGUCUAUCCCCGUGGCUUUCGUCGGUGCCAUCUCAAACGUCCAAAACCUCACCUGUAUCAUUCCGGCCUUGAGCUUCAUCAACGACAUUCCUUCCGCCGUCAAGGGUGUUGUCACUGGACUUCUGCCUGUCAUUCUCCUGGCGGUGCUGAUGUCUUUGUUGCCCAUCAUUCUCCGCAUGAUGGCGAAGCUUAGCGGCGAUCCCACCAGGUCGGCUGUCGAACUGACUGUUCAGAAUUACUAUUUCGCCUUCCAGGUCGUCCAAGUCUUCCUCGUGGCUACUCUUGGAUCUGCCGCUGCUUCAGCUGUCGGCGAUAUCAUCGAAAACCCCACCGGCAUUCCAAGCAAGCUUGCAACUACGAUUCCCACAGCAUCUGGUUUCUACCUGUCUUACUUCGUUCUACAGGGCCUGGGUGUUGUCUCCGGUUUGCUCGUUGGUCUCGUCGGUUUGGUCAUCGCAAAGGUCCUUAGCAAGAUCCUCGAUACCACCCCUCGGAAGAUGUACAAGCGGUGGAUCUCUCUCUCCGGUCUUGGCUGGGGCACUGUUUUCCCCGUCUACACGAACUUGUUCGUCAUUGCAAUUUGCUACGCUUGCAUUGCCCCGCUAGUCCUCCUCUUUGCCGGAAUCGGCAUGUGGUUCUUCUACUUCGCCUACCGAUACAACCUGCUCUUCGUGUACGACAUCGACGUCGACACCAAGGGCCUUGUCUACCCACGUGCUCUCCAGCAGCUUUUCGUCGGCCUCUACAUCGCCGAAGGCUGCCUUAUCGGUCUCUUCGCCAUCCAGCUGGGUGACCGGAGUGCUUUGGGACCAUUCAUCCUGAUGCUCGUCCUUUUGAUCUUCACGUUCCUGUACCACGCCUCUCUUAAUGCGGCUCUCGACCCUCUUCUCAAGUAUCUGCCUAAGAGUCUUCAAGAAGAGGAGCGUCGCCUGCUCGCGGCUGAGUCCGACCUGCCUCCUAGCGAGCGGGCCGACGCGCCGACCGAGGGCUUCGAAAAGGCAGGCGCUACCGAAGACGGUUACCUUGACCCGCGCGUGGCCCCGCACGAGAAGCCGGGCAUGAUCAAGAAGUUCCUGCGACCCGACAUCUACACCGACUACCCGACCAUGCGGCGCAUGGUCCCCCGCAACUUUGCUGAUCCCGACGCACUGUAUGCCCCUGAGGUGGAGCGCGACGCCUUCUUCCACCCGUCCGUCACAUCGGAGCCCCCGAUGCUUUGGAUCCCGCGUGACUCGGCCGGGUGCUCCCGCCAGGAGGUGCAAGACACGGGCAAGGUCAUCGCCAUUACCGACGUGGCGGCUCAUUUCGACGAGAAGAACAAGCUUGUCUGGGAUCCCGAGGCAGAGGUUCCGAUUGCCGAGCCCAAGAUCUAUUACUAG
Molecule: messenger RNA, 2685 nt
Organism: Lasiodiplodia theobromae
Lineage: Eukaryota; Fungi; Ascomycota; Dothideomycetes; Botryosphaeriales; Botryosphaeriaceae
Exons: 3
Coding region: 1-2685 (894 amino acids)
Cellular component (GO): plasma membrane
Molecular function (GO): calcium-activated cation channel activity
Source: RefSeq, a predicted model, not a curated record